Molecule: messenger RNA, 840 nt
Organism: Cyphellophora attinorum
Lineage: Eukaryota; Fungi; Ascomycota; Eurotiomycetes; Chaetothyriales; Cyphellophoraceae
Exons: 2
Coding region: 1-840 (279 amino acids)
Source: RefSeq, a predicted model, not a curated record
AUGCGCGUCAUCCCCCUCCUCGCCCUCUCGGGCGCCGCCAUGACGCAGCAGCCCGGCGUGAUGGAAAAAAUGAGCGCCUGGACAUCGAACUUCGGCGCGCAAAUCUUCAACGCCUUUCCCUAUGGCCUCGAUGCCGGUGCGAGCGCGGUUGCCGCACAAGUGGUGCAACCGCUGAACAUGCAGAACUGGAAGGCUCAUCUGUGGCCAAAGAGCCCGCCCGAGGAGUGGAUGGUUUUCAUGACGGGCGGGAACAAGACUUGUUUCGGCCGUUGCGAGCAUGCUGAGGCGACAUGGAAUAAAUCCGUCGCAUACCUCUCCGCACUGCCCAAGUCAUCUUCGUCCGAACCGCCUCUGCGGCUCGGGUCCGUCGACUGCGAACAGAACGAGAUCCUCUGCACGGCCUGGUCCGCCGGCGUCCCCGCUAUUUGGCACUUCUAUCCCAACCCGUCUGGAGCUACCGAUCUUCGCAUAAUCCGAUUCAAUGCCAGCUCCGUCUCAACCACAAACAUGACGUCCGUCCCCUCGAAAACCGACUCCCGCUAUCUGAAAUAUACACCCUACGAGGGGUGGCUGCAUCCCAUCGACGGGAGUGUCCAGAAAUUCGGGCUGACGGUGCCCUUUGGAUACGGGCUGUGGCUGAUGGGUGCUUUGCCGAGCUGGCUCAUGAUGCUGGUGGUCAGCUUUGCGAGCAGGCAGAUCAUGAAUCGGAGGAUGGGCGACACCAUGGGCGGAGGGCUCGGCGCGGGUCCGCGACCUGCUGCAGGUGGUGCUGCGCCACCUCCGGCUGCCGCGCCAAAGGCUGCGAGUCCGGCUGGCAAGGCAGGAAAGAAGAAGAGGUGA